CCCCAGGUUUCGUCAGUGGUGUCAGAGAGUGAUAACUCACAAGAUGUUUGAUCACAUAAUCCUCCUUUUCAUCUUCCUCAACUGCAUCACCAUCGCUCUGGAGAGACCAGACAUACAGACACACAGUACAGAGAGAGUGUUCCUCAGUGUGUCCAACCAUAUCUUCACUGUGAUCUUCAUAGCAGAGAUGACCGUUAAGGUGGUAGCCCAGGGUCUGUACUCAGGUGAUGCAGUCUAUCUGAAGAGCAGCUGGAAUGUUCUGGAUGGACUGUUGGUGUUUGUAUCUCUGCUGGACAUUCUGGUUUCCAUAGCAUCCGCCGGCGGUAACCGUAUCCUAGGAAUCCUCAGAGUGCUGCGACUCCUGCGUACCCUUCGACCCCUCAGGGUGAUCAGUCGAGCCCCAGGUCUGAAGCUGGUAGUAGAGACUCUGAUCACGUCUCUGAGACCCAUCGGAAACAUCGUCCUCAUCUGCUGCGGCUUCUUCAUCGUUUUUGGAAUACUGGGAGUACAG
Messenger RNA from Oncorhynchus tshawytscha (Chinook salmon), 511 nucleotides. RefSeq names its product voltage-dependent T-type calcium channel subunit alpha-1I-like. Gene Ontology annotation, molecular function: low voltage-gated calcium channel activity; voltage-gated sodium channel activity. Gene Ontology annotation, cellular component: plasma membrane; neuron projection; voltage-gated sodium channel complex. NCBI's taxonomy places the organism in Eukaryota, Metazoa, Chordata, Actinopteri, Salmoniformes, Salmonidae. Gene Ontology annotation, biological process: positive regulation of calcium ion-dependent exocytosis; membrane depolarization during action potential; neuronal action potential. The record is from RefSeq and is a predicted model, not a curated record.